AUGAACAUUCCACGUCAUCGCCAGACGUUCGUCGUCUGGCUCGGCGACUUCAACCGCCACUCUCCAGUGUGGGAUGCAGCUCACAACGCUCACUUGUUUACGACACAGAAUCUUGCAGCAGCCGACCGCCUCCUGCGGCUGCUGGCACGACAUGACCUUGUCAUGGCACUACCGCCGGGCAUCGCUACCCUCGAAGCAUGCAACUCCAAAAACGAGACCCGUCCAGACAACGUUUUCAUUUCCGGCGACUGCGAAGACUGUGUCGUCCACUGCCAGGCAUACCCCGCGCUGCGCCCUCCUCGU
This is a messenger RNA of Trametes versicolor FP-101664 SS1, 303 nucleotides long. RefSeq lists its product as uncharacterized. The record is from RefSeq and is a predicted model, not a curated record. Lineage: Eukaryota; Fungi; Basidiomycota; Agaricomycetes; Polyporales; Polyporaceae. The annotation marks the transcript as partial. The transcript has a single exon.